AUGGCAGCGGCAAGCACGGACGGUGCCGAUACUCGAGAGGUUAAUCAAGGCAUAGCACAGUUCUACGACCAGUCGACUGGUGUCUGGGAGGACAUAUGGGGAGACCACAUACAUUACGGGUUCUGCGACCCGGUUUCCGGGACUGAAUCGGAUUACCGGGCUGCCCAGAUACGAAUGAUAGAAGAGGCCCUCAGUUUCGCCGGCGUUUCGGAGGACCCAGGAAAAAGGCCAAAGAAUGCGCUUGAUGUUGGGUGUGGGAUAGGAGGCACCACCAAGUACAUAGCAAGGAAAUAUGGAGCCAAAUGCAUAGGCAUCAACCUUAGUCCCAUCCAAAUCCAGAGGGCCAAUGCUCUUGCUGCAGCUGAAGGAUUAGCUGACAAGGUUUCCUUUCAAGUUGCAGAUGCAUUAGAGCAGCCAUUUUCAGAUGGGCAGUUUGAUCUGGUUUUGUCAGUGGAGUGUGGAGAGUAUAUUCCUGACAAAAGAAAGGUUUUGCUUCUUCCUUGCACCUACACUUAUUGUUCAUUUCUACGCUUAAAUUGCCCAUUUCUUGUUAUACUUGGUUAUAUAUCUGAAGUUGGUCUCCCUGUUUGUUCAAACUGGCAGUUUGCUGCUGAGUUGGCUAGAGUUACAGCCCCAGGGGGCAAAAUUGUCAUACUAUCAUUUUGUCACAGGGAUCUUGGCCCUUCUGAAGAAUCUCUGCAGCCAUGGGAGCUGAAGCGUCUUAAAAAGAUAUAUGAUGCUUUCCAAAUUCAGGGAUAUUGUUCUGCUGCUGAUUAUGUCAACUUUUUCGAGUCCCUCUCUCUUCAAGAUAUUAAGACAGCAGAUUGGACUCAAUAUAUUGCCCCAUUUCUUCCUUUAUUAUUUCGCUCGGCAUUGACAUGGAAGGGCCUGUCAUCUCUGCUGCCAUCUCUGCUGCGCGGUGGUAUGAAAACCCUCAGAGCAGUAUUGGUUUUGCCAUUGGACUAUGAUGCCUUCAAGAAGGGUCUAUAUAAGUAUACCAUCAUUACAUGCAGAAAGCCCGAGUAA
Dovyalis caffra is the source of this 1026-nucleotide messenger RNA. Lineage: Eukaryota; Viridiplantae; Streptophyta; Magnoliopsida; Malpighiales; Salicaceae. The record is from the annotation of a GenBank genome assembly.